Molecule: messenger RNA, 324 nt
Organism: Acaulospora colombiana
Lineage: Eukaryota; Fungi; Glomeromycota; Glomeromycetes; Diversisporales; Acaulosporaceae
Source: the annotation of a GenBank genome assembly
GUUGUAAACGCAAAGACAGACAAGGCUAGUGUAGGCACUAUGGCAGCCACCAUAGAAAGGCACCCAGAGCGGCGCUUCAAGGCAGCGUUCGAGGCUUACCUCGACCAGGAGCUCCCUCAAUUACGCAAAGAUCACCCUGGACUCAGAUUACAGCAGUAUAAAGAUCUACUCUUCAAAUCCUUCCAGAAGAGCCCAGAUAAUCCAUUUAAUCAAACAACUGUUUCCUACGACGCUACCAAAGAGGAGAAAGUAGAAGCUCUGAAGAAGCGGCAGGAAGAGGUUCAAGAGCGCUUACGUGAGAAGAAGGGGAUGGGAUCUUCUUGA